UUGUUUCUAACUCACUUCACAUUGGUCUAAUCUCCUUCAGACCCCUCCCUUGCCAUGCCUUGUGAGCAUAGGGUCGUUGGGAGUUGGCAGCCAUGAUAACCUGCAGGCACACAUCUCCCUUCUACUUCAUAUUUACAACCAGGCCUAACCUUUUCCUCCAUCAUUCUGUCAACGUGUGAUUGCAACUCUCCUCUCUCGAUCUUUGACGCUCCCUCUUCUUUGCUAGCAAUGGAUGAUGAACCUCUCUCAUUUCUAACAAUCUCAAUUGAUGAUUAUGAUGGUGGCCUAGAUGACAUUUUCUUCUUCUCAAUUGAUGACGACCAUAUGAGCGAAUCUUGGGGAUCGGCUAGCUCUUUUAAAGAAGAAUUCAACCGUGUUCAUUGCUGACAACCAUGGGAUCCUUGGUGUUCAUGAUUGCUGAUCACGAUCGAUCAGCGAUCAUGAACCAAGUAUGUUCUUCUCUCUCUCUCUUUCUCUCUCUGACUAAAUUUUAUUUUAAACAUGUUUAAACUGUACAAAAAAUGGGGGUUAAUUGAAGUUCUUUAUUUAUGGGCAUUUUCUAGAAAAUAAUUUAUUUUUUUAUUCCAUUCUAGAAUUUCACAUGUUUAUCCAAACAUAGUAAUUGAAUUUCGACCUCAACUCCAUUCCAAUGAAAAUCAGUGCAUAAGAAGGGUGAUCAAAUGCUUUUGGCACUUGCAAUAUAGACUGUUGAGAAAAUUGGCACUAGAGAUUAGACCUUGAAUAGCUUGGAUGGAGGUAGUCAGAAAGGGAUUUAAUGGCAUUCCAAAUUUCAUAGGAUGUGCCUAAACUGCAAAAAUGGGAAAACAUGAUACAUCUAGCUGUCACCCGGCCAUAAUGAGUGAAACUUGAAGGUUUUGUUGUUAUUCUCACUGUUGUUUUUUUCAUAAAAUUUUUGAUUCUGAAAAUUCUUUGUUUGAUGCCAUGUUUAAUUUGUAUGAUACCCUAUUCAUAUCUUUUGAUUGCUGUAUGAGUUUCAAGUACACUUCCAUACUACUGUGUUUGAUAAGUUGAAGAUAUUAAUAUUUGUCUUUAAUCUUUUCUCCCAAUAAAUGCUAACUUUGUUUAACAUUAUCCAGACCUGUGGUGGAGCAAGGGAUUUAUCUGAGGGGACAAAGCAGAGCUUUUACAAAAAAAUACUAAAGAAAAAGAAAAACACAAAUGCAAUUUUUAAAUGGGCAAAGUAAAAUACCUCAACAAAUUCUAUUUUUUAAAACAUUAUCCAUACCUGUGUGGGGCUAGGAAUUUAUCUUUGAGGGGACAAAGUAGCGCCAUUACAAAAAAAUUCAAAAAAAAAAAGAAGAAGAAAAACAACAUGAGUACAAAUUUUUAAAGGUACAUGGUAAAAUGCCCCAUUUUUUUUUUGAAGGAAUGGGGAAUGUGUUAUAAUUUUAUAUCAUAAAUAGCCAAAAAUUUGAGAGGACUAAAUAUGAUAUUUUUAAGUCAGGGGGAUCAAUUGUCUUCUCUGCCACUGCCUCCCAGGCUUUGAUACAUACAAACAAUACAUGUUCUUUGCUGUUGUGGCUCAUGGUUGAAUAAUGCAGAAGGGAGCCUAUAUUGUUCUUUAGCAAAUUGUGCUGGUAUUUUUUCUCACAUAAUUGAUGUGUAGGGCUAUGAAGAAGCUGUGGCAUGCUUUUGAUAGCAUGAUUGAACUAACUGUAGUUUCUAUAAGGACCGUCCUCCAAGACUAACAAAUGGAAGUUUUACUGGCAUCCUUCUCUAAUUAUAGUUUUUUAGAUAAAUGUUUUCAUUUCAUAUUGAUAAUAAUGUUAGGUUUUUAGGAUUCUUCUGCUUUGUCGAAGCAACAACCGAUGGAGUCAUCAAUUGGUCUGAUGAAGGUCCUUGCUUUUUCAGUUUGAACACACACGACUGACAAGGGAGAACAUCGUCGUACAUGACAUGGAGCCCUUCUAAACUCGAAUGAUGAAGUUGUGAUGUCUUCCUCCCUACGUCUUCCAUCUUCAAGAUGGCAAGCAUGGUGCACCUUUCCUCUCACCUUCCCCUAAACCUCAUCACCUGAAACUCUAAUCCAUCAAAGCCCUAAGCCUGAAACCGAACUCUAUUUCUCUCCUAUUCUUAGCAACCAAACACUGUUUUUUCCCUAUCCACCAAAAAUCCUCUUUGAGCACCAGAAUACCUGUCAACGGAACAACAAACAACAAAGCAAAAGAUUUCUUUCCUUACUGCCCCCAUUAAUUUCCUUAUAUUUCAAUUCAUUAUUUUGUAAAGUUAGCAUAUAUUUAGUUAACAUGUAUAGGGCUUGACAGAUUAUAGUUUACUUGUAUAGGGCUAGAAUCAUGCUAGACCUUAUGUACUUUCCAUGUAUAGCAUCCUUGUAAAGUCUAUAUAUAAUAUACAGAACUCAAGGCCAAUUCAUUCUGCCAUUCACAAAAUAUUUGACAUGGUAUUAGAGCUAGCUGACUGCUAGGUUUUUUUUUUUUUUUUGAUUUUUUGUCUUCUCGGUUUCGUGGCUGUUGUGGUUUUGUUUUCUCUUCUGGAAAUUUUCUCUGUUCUUUCGGUACUUAUGUGGCUGCGUGGCUGUCGGCACAGCAGGCUUUUGGGUUGCCAUUUAUUCCUCCAGUUUAUGUCCUUGUAAUUCUCGGCAAGCAGGAAAUAGUUUUCUUCUGCUGUUUGUGACUUUCGGCAAGUAGGCACAACAGGUUUCUGGUUUGCCACUUAUUUCUCCAGUUUCUAUUGCUGUUUGUGACUCUCAGCAAGCAGGCUUGUGACUUUCGGCAAGCAGGCACAGCAGGUUUCUGGUUUGCCACUUAUUUCUCCAGUUUCUGUUACUGUUUGUGGCUCUCGGCAAGCAGGCAACAGCUUUCUGUUGCUGUUUUUGGCACUUAUCUUCUUGGUAGAACAGGUUUUUGGUUCAAGAUUUAAUUUUUAGUGCAGUUUUUUGGUUCAAUAUUUAAUUUUUUAGUGCACGGAAGUUGUUCUUGGUUCUUCUUUGUACCUGCGUUGUUUAUUUUGGGCUUCUAGAUUUUCUGGUGGUCUGUUUCUUUUGGCACAAUCUGUUUUUUUGGGGCUUCUCGAUUUUCUCCAUUAUUCAGCAUGGACUCCGCACUUGUGUGCGCCAAGUUUAUGGGCAACAAUUAUUCUACAUGGGCUUUUUAGUUUAAACUUUUCCUGAAGGAGAAAGAUCUUUGGGGUCAUAUUGAUGGCACGGAUUGUGCACCCCAUCCUAAUAAAUCCAAGGAGUCCCCAACUUGUCCUUCAUGGGCUAUGUUUGAUGCUCGGAUUAUGUCUUGGCUUCUUGGCUCGGUUGAGCCACAUAUUGUCCCCAACUUGCAAUCUUAUCACAUUGCUCAAUCCAUGUGGACUUAUUUAAAAACAGUAUAUCAUCAAGAUAACGGUGCCCGUCGUUUUUAGUUAGAGCAUACGAUUCCCAUGUUUCAACAUGACAAUCGUUCCAUCCAAGACUAUUAUUUGGGGAUUUUGACUCUUUGGAAUGAAUAUUCUGAUAUGGUUACUGUGGAUGUUCCUGUGGCUUUUCUUCCCAUUAUUCAACGUCUUAACGAGACUAGUCCUCGUGAUCAGUUUCUUAUGAAAUUCUCCCUCGAGUAUGAAUCUGUUCGCUCGUCUCUGCUAAAUCGCUCUCCUGUUCCUUCUCUGGAUGUUUGUUUUGGUGAGUUACUUUGUGAAGAACAACGACUUAGUACUCAAGUUACUUUGGCACAAUCUCAUGGUAAUUCCGGGUUUGUCCUUGUGGCUUAUGUUGCUCAAUGUCGAGGGCCGCUUGCGCAUUCUAGCACUUUGCUGUGUUUUUGCUGCAAUGAAAUUGGACAUAUCGCUGCUAAUUGUUCUAAGAAAUUCUGCUCUUAUUGCAAGAAAAAGGGUUACAUUAUCAAAGAAUGUCGUAUUUGCUUGCAGAAUCGUCAGGCCUAGGCAUUGCAGACUUUUGUUUAGUGUACCCCCACAAUGGCUCUUGCAGUCCCUGGCUCUUCUUCAGGUGGCUUCUGUGAUUUACUGCACACCCGAAAUGGUGCAACAGAUGCUAAUUUCGACAUUAUCAGCAAUGGGGCUCCAAGGUAACAAUUCUACUAAUAUCUGGUAUGUGAACUCUGGUGCCUCUAGUCACAUGACUAAUAAUCCCACUACCUUGUGUCAUGUUCGGCCCUACGCUAGUCAAUCUACUAUUCAGACUGCCAAUGACAGUUCUUUGCCAAUAGCUGCUGUUGGAGAUGCCUCUUCUAAGUUCACUAAUGUGUUUCUUGCUCCUCAGCUUUCCACGAAUCUUAUUUCUGUUAGUCAAUUAGUUGAUAACAAUUGUGCUGUUAAUUUUUCUGGUAAUAGUUGUGUUGUGCAAGACCAAGUAAUGGGGGAGUUAAUCGCGAAGGGACCUAAAGUGAGGCGCUUGUUUCUACUACUUUUUCCUGUUCCAGCACGUUCUCCAAUUUCUUCUAUUAAGUCUUUUGCUUGUAAUAAUGUUUCAGAUCGUAGUAUGGUGUGACAUCGUCGUUUAGGCCAUCCCAAUACUUAGAUCUUAUCUCAUGUAUUGAACUUUGGUUUACUUAGUAAUAAAGAACGUUCUUCU
Malania oleifera is the source of this 4555-nucleotide messenger RNA. RefSeq lists its product as uncharacterized. The transcript is spliced from 2 exons. Lineage: Eukaryota; Viridiplantae; Streptophyta; Magnoliopsida; Santalales; Ximeniaceae. Bases 3635 to 4471 code for a protein of 278 amino acids. The record is from RefSeq and is a predicted model, not a curated record.